ACGAAUGUCGAAGAUAACUAUGACGUCAUUAUCGUAAGUGUAGAAUGCGAAGUCUUGACAUAUAUCGGAUUUGUCCAUUUGUUUAUUCUUUUUAUGGGAGUUCAAGAGUACUAACAUUGUUUGUCAUAGUCACAACGCUAGUAACAUAGUUUUGUGCAGAACGGGACUUGCGUUCUAUUUUUAAGCAGGCAUUUUGUGAGGAAGUUUUCAAUCUCUGCAUGGGUGUGUGCUUGCGGGAGUUACCUAAAUAGAAUGGAAUAGGCUGGUUAGUAGUCCUUGCUGUUACGCAAAAACAUCACAUUGUUAUGCAAAGCGUGGGUAAACAGAGCUUUUAGUAUCGAAGUUCGCGUUGCUUCAGUUUAAUAGAACGGCUCUUCAUCGAAACGAACUUGUAAAACAGUUCUCUCGUUCUUUAAAUGUGACAUACUAAUCAGGUAUCAAGGAUGGAAGAAGAAAAUAUUAGGGAAUUAAGGAGUAGUAGGUCACGAUCAAAUACUCCAUUAAUACGUGCUAGGGAGAGUACUCAUGGCACAGCAGAGGUCAGACGUGCUACUUCAGCUACACAAAUCAAGGGAAGAUUGAGGGGUGGUAACGGUCAGAAGUCUGGCCUAACCUCAGUCACAGAAUCUCACAUGAAUGUUACUACAGUGAGGCAUGUGCAUAGGAAGACUGGUAAUGACAGUGAUUCUUCUAAUGAACAUGCAGUAGAGAAUGAACAAAAGAUUGACAGACGAUCAGAUCGCCAGAGAGCAAAACGUCGCCUGCUGGUUAAUGGAGCUACACUCAGAAAGGAGGAUGAAGUGCUUGCCAUGGCAGCAGAAGCAGUUAAGGAGGAAGAUCUACAGAAAACGGGCUAUCACAAAAUGAGUGACUUCUCCAGUGAGGGAGGAGAAGGCAUUGCGUACCAGAUCUACAAGAAAGCUGGAGACUGGUGGAAACCUGUCCUGCCAUCCUUUACCUGGAGGUAUAUAACAACCCUGCUGCUGCAUCCUUCCCAUUGGUUGUUCCCUUUCAAGAAAUCUGAGUCUCAACAUAUUGAAGAUGUGUUUGGUAAGUUUCCAAAGACUGACUAUACAUACUCCCCGGUGUCACCACAUCGCAAAGAGCUAGCACCAGGUGUGAUUGCUAUGCCCAACAUGUCUCGUAGAAGCCUCAAGACCAUGCACCAUUACAGCAGCACAGAAAACAAAAUUUCACCAAGCAGUACUGUCACUUCCGUGUCAAAGCAUCGUGUAACAAAAUCACGUUGGUUUGAUCCUUCUCUCUCAGGUUCACAGGCAUCCAGGAAAGUUUUGGAAGAUUGGGCUGCCAUUGAUUCAGAUGUGGAUGAAGUGGCUGAGUCACUUAGUAGCAAGACUUCUUCACAUAUUUCCAAGUCAUGGACUGUCACUUCUGUUAUCACAUCUUUCUUCAUGGUUAUCUGGACUUUCAUCACUGUCUCUUACACUGGCACAGUUGAUGCUGUGUAUAGACUAGUUGGUCAUCCGCGUGACACUGAUAUCUACACCACACCCCGCCGAGUUGUGUUACCUGUAAGGGGUGAGGGAAGUUCCAGUUGGCUACCAAGGACCUUCAGUUGGGCUUAUCAAUUGUUCCUGUCAAUAAUGCACUUGGAUACAUUACUGCUGUCAAGUUGGCGCACAACACGAGUAGAACAGGAGCAUGAGCUGUUUUAUGAACAAGAUGACUCUACAGAAACAGAUGCCGUAUCCAAAUCGUUUUCCUCACAUAAGCGCAAUACAUGGAGACUUUUUCUCCUGCUGCUGCCCCUCAUCUUUCUGGCAGGUUGGUGGGGUAUGUCUGAACCUACAAUAGUUGCCUUCAAUCCUCUUGUGGGAGCAGCAGACACGGCAUGGAAUGCCCUUGUUGGCUUGAUCUUGAUUCCAUUUGAAGCUUAUCGUGCCUUAAAGGAGAAACUGUUUGUGAGCCUGACAUUGCCUGAGCUACCACAUGGCAGUCAGAAUCCUCAGCUGCAGCAGCAGCAAUCAGUUGAUAUGGAAACUUUGGCUCACUACAUAAUGGCCAGCCCUCAGUUCCAGCAACUGCUGAUCACAGAGACGCAGGACAAGGGACAAAUUGAAUCAGAUGUGCACCAGCGGAAGGACUUUUAUCAUAUGAGCUCAGAGCUUUUGGAGGAACAGAAGGCUUCUCUAUCACAGCUCUCACUCCAUCUGCAGCAAAUUCAACAGAAAGUGGAUCAUCUUAGUUCUGAGGUGGAUGGGGGUCAAGCUCAUGUACAGGAAUGGGAGCACAAAUUGGUAAAAGAAACACAAGCUUUAAGACAAGAAGUUGCUGCACAGUCCCUCAUAAGAGAUAGUAACCAAGUUCUGCUGCGCAAAGAGCUACGUGAUGUACAGAACAGAUUAAGACUUUUGCAGGAACAGCAGGCUCAGGUGUCACACAGGUGCUGUCAGCGUAAUACCGGUCCUGUGAAAGUAGAUGGUGAUGUUAUUGAGCAGCAUGUGUUCAGGGUUUUGGCUGGUCUGCUGGGUGCUACAGGAGGACAGUUUUCAGGAAACCCCGAAGACUUGCGUGCGUGGGUGAGCAGCAUGUUCUUGGCUUGGGAUGGUCUGGAAGCCAGACUUGCCAACCUGACGUUCACACUUCAUCUACAAACUAGGGAAGCUGUACAGCGGUCCAAGGAAAUAAUCAUGGCUUCAGUGUCGGAACACGUCCAGAAUGAGUUUGCCAAGUGGCAGGAGCAGCAGCAGCAUCAUGAUGUCACAAGCACGAUUAGCAGCAUGGGAACGUGGGUGACUAACAGCAGUGGUGUGGCGGGAUUGACCGACCUACAGGUGCGGGCCAUUGUGGAUGAGGCAUUGGCAAAGUAUGAUGCAGACAAGACUGGUCUUGUGGACUAUGCCCUUGAGUCUUCUGGUGGAAGUGUCAUAAGCACAAGGUGUACUGAGACUUACCAAGCCAAGACUGCUAAGUUAUCACUGCUGGGUAUCCCAUUGUGGUAUCCUUCAAACAAUCCUCGCACUGUUAUACAGCCUGGUGUACACCCUGGUGAAUGCUGGGCAUUCAGUGGUUCCCAGGGUUUUCUUGUUAUCAAAUUGUCUGGGUUGGUCCAGAUCACUGCCUUCAGUCUGGAGCACAUUCCCCGCACCCUCUCCCCACAUGGCAGGAUCGACUCUGCCCCAAAAGACUUCACUAUCUGGGGUCUGAAGGAUGUGCAGGACAUGGAACCAGUGCUGCUUGGGAAGUACAUGUAUCAGCAGAAUGGCACAAGUCUUCAGAAUUUCAGUGUGCAGCGUUCAGAUGUUGACCCGUUUGAGUUUGUGGAGCUCCGUAUUGAAUCUAAUCAUGGAAAUAUGGAAUAUACCUGCUUAUACAGGUUUCGAGUGCAUGGGGUUCUCUUCUCCAAGUGACUCCCACCAUCGGGACUUAAUCCUCACACUGUGUAGUAAGAUAUUUGACUCCAUAUGUAUGAUGAUCUCUUUCAAUCUCACUCUAACUCAAUGCUCAGAAUAGUUUGAAAUGGCUUUUAAUUAGACAAAUUUCUUGUUCUGUGUAUCCUUUCUAAGGAUUCUGGCUUCUGUAUCAUAUUUUAUUAUGUGUAUAGCAGAUCAUUUACCAUUAUUGUGAGUUAUGCUUCUAACCUAAAAUAGCUUGUAAAUUUAUUUUUCCUUGGGAACUAUGCUUAAUCAGUACAGAUGGUUAUUUUCUUCACAUCAAAAUCAGUUGUGCCCAGUCUGGUCUGCUUUUUCAUUGUGGUUUUGUUUCAGAAAUAGGAUAAUGAACAAAGAUGUUUAAAUAAAAAUAAUUUCAACUUCAUUAAUCUAGUACAGGUGUAGUUGGACAAUAAUAAUGUUCAUUUGUUGUAGGCUGUAAUGUAUAUAUAACAUAAAAAAUUAGCUGUGGCAUAUUAUUUAUGAGCCAUGGAAACGGUGCCAGCAAUAUAAGAGUAGUUUCAAAGAUACAGACUGGAAUGCAGUGCUAUCUGGAUACACAGAUGUUCAAAUCAUCAGUCCUGUAUUUAGUUAUAUUACUAUCAUUUUGUGAUGUUUCUGCCCUUUCGAGUUAUAUAGACUGAGAGAAAGUUGGGCACUUCUGAUGCAGUAUGAUUUAUUUGUACAUCCUGAGUUCAGAAUUUCUAGACUUGUCAUGUGACAAAUCAGUCAUUUCUUCAAAACUUCAUAAAAAUAUAUUUCAAUAAAUUUAUUCACGUAUGUUGAAAAGUGAAUCUGUGAUUGCCUGUGUCUUGGUUUUGUGUAAUUUCUGAGCAUUGUAGGUUGUUGAAAUUUUAAGUUAAAAGGACAGACUGAUUUAGUGUUCGGAACGAAGUGAGGAGUUCUUUCUUGCCUGCCACUGGAUUUCUCAACCAGUCAUUCUGCCAUAGUACAAAGACAACUGUGUUCGUUCUUUGAAAGUUAUUUAUUUUUUUUAACAAUAAAUGUGACAAUUGUUGCACAAAUGAACAAAGACAUGAGUGUGUUUGUGAUGUGAUACUAGAGUAUAAGUGAAAUGUAGUGUACAGUUUUAAGUAUUUAGCCAUUGAACGGAGGACAGCUGUUUCACAUGAAGCUAGUCAGAGGGGGCUGUGUCCUGCUGUUUGGCCAUGACAACUGGCUAGCUGGCAGCUUCAUUUCUCUCUUCUUUCAUUUAGUCUGAUUUCCUCAGUAUUUGUAUCACUCUUAUCUUCAGUCAUGAAUCCUUUUAUGAGUAUGUGGUUAUGUAACUAGAGUGAGAGUUUAUGAAUGAUAGCAUCCCAGUAACUCUUAUUAAUAGAAACUUGUUACCGAAAGAAUAAUGCAAAAUGAAGUAGAAAUGCACUAACCUUGCUCAUGAAAGUGUUUAUAAGAACUAGAUUUUUUUAACUUCACAUUAUUUAUCUUCAUAUUUAAUUAUUAUUUCAUUAUUUUACUGUUACUUCUUUCUUUUAAUCUUUGUGUAACCUAUAGUUAUUGAAAAGUUUGCUGUUGUUGGUGAAUCCACCUGUUGACAUCUUUGUUUUAAAGAACUUUAGUUCAUCUAACAAUAGUAGCUAGCCAAAAAUAAAUGUUUAUAUUUUCAUUUCAAAUAAAUAUAUAAAUAUAAAUACUUAGGCAUUGUUGCUAGUUAUUAACAGUCAGUCAUAUUAUGUGAUUGUUUCCUUUAUUCUUGUUACCAAAUAUUGUAUGCUUCAGCUUUAUUGCACAUCUAACAUCAGAGAGAGAGUACAAAGUAAUAUUUGAAAAAAAAAUUUACCUGUCAAUAAUUAUGUAAUUUGAUAGUUUAUAUUCCUAGUAGAUGAAUGAGAAAUAUUUUAAUGUUGAAAAAUUCUUAAGAAAUUGUGUAUGUUUUAUUGUCUUGACAAUUCAUGAUUUUCCUAGUCCAGCCAGCCGGUUGAUUUUUGUUAUUUUUGACACUGGGUAAUUUUGUGCAAGUUAGUAAAAGUCACACAUUGUGUUUGUGAUUUAUAGACAUGGCCUGUGACAUAGUUAAUAUUUAUAAGCCCACUUGAAUAAUCUAGAGAUUAAAUAUUUGUAAUUAUUCAUUCAUGUAUACAUGUAUUCCAUAUAUCUACAUAAGGCUGUGGCAGACUUUGAAAAGGGUCUAUUGUUCAUGUUCGUAGUUACCUCAUAUAUUUUCUGAGCAAUGGACAAGAAGUUUGUCACAGAAAUUAAAAUUUUUGUGUUAUUUUGGUUCCUGAUUGCCACUAGAUUAGCUAUGUCACUGUCCAACAUAGUUUGCAAACCUGUUGUGGUGCUAGACUUAGAAUUAGUUAUAUAUUUUGAUUAAAAUGUUAAAGGAAGCAGAGAGUUGGACAAAAAAUUAAAAUAUUGUACUUUUAAUACUUAAAGGUUUGUGGUUUCAUAUCUAACUUACAUAAUUUAAUAAGAAAAGUAUAUGUAUUUUAGCGUGAAAACUGUGAAUUCAACUGAAGUCCCAUUAGUUGUGCUCAAUAACUGUUAUACAUUGGUAUUCUUGACAUUAAUAUUGUCUUGUUUUAAUUACAAGAUUCAAGUCCUGGUGAAAAUAAGCUCCAAAGUUGUUAUGAAGUUCAAAUAUCCAUGAUUUAUGCAAGUGUGUGUGCAAAUUUUAGUCCAUUCUUUCACACAGUAUCACAGUGUAUGUUGAACAUAUUUAUUUUUAGCAUGAUCAGCAUAUUCUAAUAAAAUCUGCUAUAAUGUUUUUCCAAUAAUUUUCAGUAGUUAAUUAUGACCAUUUAUUCUAAUUAAUUUUAACAGUUGAUACUGCACUGUUAGGCUUUACCUUAAGGUCUGUGUGUGUGUACAUGCACAGACUGAAGAAUACCUUGAGGAAUUACUAAGAGUGCUGUCCUAUAUUUCAUCUUUUAACCUUUGUCUGUUUAUAACAUUUGAUAUAAAAAAAAUCCAUAUUUACAAAUCAUGAAUUUGAUUUGUAUUGGUAAACUACGAUUAGCACACCACAUGGUCAUUAAGCAUGGAUCUUCCAUCCCUUACUGUAGCUAUGAAUACCACCUAGGCAUGAAUGUUGUGUGUAUUGUUCACCACUACUAAUUUUCCUGCACACUGCUGCCAUUCCUCCCCCUCCCCAGCAGUUCCAGCAGCAUCCCAUUCAAAUCAAAGAAAACUGUGACCAAGUAUUGCUAGGAGGUUAUUCAUAGGGUUUGGGGCAGGUGGUUGUUGCAGCAAGGCCCUUGAGGGGAGGAACAAGUGUGUAUGUAUAGAAAGUAACUGUACAGUACAUAAAUUUUAAGUUGUGUACAUUUUAUCAUAUAUUGAAUUAUUUUUGAUAAAUUUUAUUGAACAUCUUUUUAAGCAUUAGCAAUUUGUUGACACUAAGUAUGCAUCUUUCCAUUGAUGUUUACAUUUAUUUUACUAGUCAGAAUUUUGAAAACUAAAAAUUUCAAGGGGCAACAGUUUUCAGGGUAUUUUGCAUACAUUUUGAGAAUUCUUUUCAGCCUUCAGUUCAAGAAUGGUAUAAACUUCAGUAUUAUAUUCAUAGGAGAGUGUGUUUAUUAGAAUGAACUCAAAGACGAACAGAUGAAAGCAGAACGUCAUCCUUGUUUCCUUAUAUGGCAAGCAUCUUGUUCUAGUAGCAUGAUCUAAUCAAGUCUAAAUUUCAGUGUUGGUAGUUUAAAUGAUCACUGGAAUAUUGGUAGCUUCAAAUAUUCUAGAUGCUGCUAAUUCUGAAUACCCAUUUAUAGUUUUUUAUGUAGCUUGUUAUAUUCUCUACAGUUUGAUGUGAAAAUAGUGUACACAAAGUGGGGUAUGAAGUUGUAUAAGUUCUUCAUUUUUCAACAACCAUCUUUAUAGUAAGAAAACAACAUAGAUUUCUUGAUGAGACUCUUUAAAAUACAGUUCAAGUUUUUAAACUGUAUUCUAGAAUUUAUAAAAUUCAUUAAUCAAAAGUCUAUUGAGCAUGUGUGUUACUAUGGGACUUGUACAAGUAUGUUUGGAUCACAUGUGUAGUCCAGCUGUUGGUUUGUAUUUAAUCCAUUCACAAAAUCAAAAGAUAAUUUAACAUCUAAUAUUAAAUAUCUUCAAAGAAGAAUGUAUAUUUUGCACCCAUUAAAAUAAUUUCAUAAUUUGA
Zootermopsis nevadensis is the source of this 7503-nucleotide messenger RNA. RefSeq names its product Sad1 and UNC84 domain-containing protein klaroid (gene koi). Gene Ontology annotation, cellular component: meiotic nuclear membrane microtubule tethering complex; nuclear envelope. Lineage: Eukaryota; Metazoa; Arthropoda; Insecta; Blattodea; Termopsidae. Gene Ontology annotation, molecular function: protein-membrane adaptor activity. The record is from RefSeq and is a predicted model, not a curated record.